CCUUCCUUCCCUGCAUCCCUGCAUCCCUCCCUUUGGCAGCUGCGUCGCCAGGGCAACCGAGGGAGGAGGAGGGAGGGGGUCUCCUUGCUGCCCUCGAGCUUGCCCCCCAACACCCACCCAUCAGAUGAAGCGAGGAAGAGGAGGAGGAGGAGGAGGAGGAGGAAGAGGAAGGCCCAGCCCGCCUCCAUGAACCAGCGUCGGCACCAUCCUCAUCAUCACCUUCACCAUCACUCUCGGAGGAGGAGGAGGAUGAGGGAGAAGCGGAGGAGGCCCCCUCCCCGAUGAAGAAGAGGAAGAGGAGGAGGAGGAGGAGGAAGGCCCAAAGGGGGGGGCCAGGGGGAGGAGGAGGAAGAGGAGGAGGAGGAGGAGGAGGGAGGCCCCUCCCGACGGAGAAGCAGGGCCUCGGCCCAGCACGCCCCCUCACCUGCCCCCUUCCUCUCCGUCCGGCCCUCGGAAGAUGAAUGCACUCCCCCAAGAAGCCCUGAUCUCGGUCUUUCUGCAGUUCAUUGAGGAUCGGGGCCGCUGGACCUACGGGGCCCUGAGCCGGACCUGCUCCCCGGGAGAACUCCUGCGCAACGAGAUGAACCUUCUGUACCGCAAGAGCAAGGUGGAGUGGAAGCAGAGCAAGGACGAGGAGCCCAAGAAGGGUUCGGCCAAGGAGCCCAGUGGUGGCGGUGGUGGCAGCGUGGGCAAGGUGCGUGACGUGGCCUCCUUCCGGCGCCACUUUAGGAUGGGCUUCAUGACGAUGCCGGCCUCGCAGGAGCACGCCCCGCACCCCUGCGCUAGCAGCAUGGCCCCCCGCUCCCUCUCCUGCCACUCGGUGGGCAGCAGCGUGGACACGGCCGGGGAGGGGGUCGGCGGCGGGUCCCGGAAGCCCCCCGCCAAGCCCAAGCGGCACCCCAGCACCAAGCUCAGCGCCGAAGCCAGGGCCGGGCUGGAGCCACUGGGCAGCAGCAAGAAGGCAGGUGAGCAAAAGUCCAGCGCCGAGAGCCGAGAGUCUGGGCGCAAGGUGCCCCCGCAGAAGCCGAAGCGCAGCCCCAACACACACCUCUCGGUCUCCUUCGACGAAGCCUAUUCCGGCCGCCUGCCGGGCCCUUCUCUGGCGGGGGCCCUGCAGCGCUACGGGCGGGCCUUCUCCCACAGCCCGGCCAAGGGCUCCGACCCAGAGGAGGACGAACCCGUCUACAUCGAGAUGGUGGGGGACAUUUUCCGGGGGCCCGGCCCACCUUCGCAGACCCCCGCCACGGCCGAUGAGGACUCUGACGAGAGCGAGGCCAUCUAUGAGGAGAUGAAGUACCCACUCCCCGAGGAAACCGGGGAGUCCCACCGUCCCUCCAGUGGGGACCCUUCCUCCCCGCGCCACCGGCCGGUCAAGCGGGAGUCCGGCAAGGCCACAGGGCCGGGCCCCAAGACGUCCCCCUGUGAGAUCCCACCCCCCUUCCCCAACCUCCUGCAGCACCGCCCCCCACUGCUGGCCUUCCCCCAGGCCAAGAAGGGUGGGUACAAAGGGGGCGGCGGUGGGCCGGACGGUUCCAAACUGCCCAUCCUGUGCCACACCAAGGAAGCCCCCUCUGCCCCCAUGACCCCACAAGUGCCCAGCCACCACCACCACCAGCGAGGAGGAGGAGGAGGCGGUGAAGGUGGUGCCUUGGCCCCCUCCGGCCGCGCACGUAGCCACUCCACGCCGCUGCCCCCACAGCCCUCCUCCGGCCAGAGCAAGGCCACUUCCUCCGCCGACAAGGAGCUGCCCAACUCCCACAGCAGCAGCGGCCCCGGCAUCAUCGGUGCCCCCACCAAGCAGCCCUCGGCCCCACCACCCCCCACCCCAGUCCCCUCCAUGCUGCCGGUCAAGGAGAAGCCCCCAGCCGUAUCCUACACCAUGGUCUACUCGGCGGUCAAGGUGACCACUCACACGGCCCCCACCGAGCAGAAGACGGAGAAGGAGAUUGCGGUGCUGCACGGGAUGCUGUGCACCCGGCCCUCCACCGUCCCCUCCACCUGCAAGCAGGCCCAGCGGGUGUGUGCCCUCCCCGCCGAGUCCCCCCCGCCCCCUCCGCUGGGCAUGGUCUGGACCUACCCUGCCCCCUGUGUGGGGAUCAAGCGCCCGCCCGCCUACGAGAGUGUCAAGAGUGCUGCCGCCAAGGCCGCCUCCUCGGCAGCGGUCAAGAUGCAGCUGCAGGACCGGGCGCUCACCAGCCUGGCCUGCUCCCACCUGCUCUCCGGAGAAGACCUCGGGCGUGCCACGGUGGCCGGAGAGGAGGACCCCUUCGGGUGGGUGCUGCACCGCAGGAUGGGAUACGCCGGCCGGAAGAGCAAGGAAGCAGAGAAGUCCGCCGAGGGUCCCCCGGCUUGGGACCACAGCGACAGCCCGCAGCCCACCAAAAUGGAGAAGGAGGAGAAAGCCGGGCCGGGCCCGCUGCAGUCCAGCAUCCCCGUCCGCACGCCGGGGUCCGAAAGCCUGGCCGGGGCCAAGGUGCCGGCGGCGGGGAGGACCAACCUGCCCGUUCCCUGCCAGACCUUCCCCGCCUGCCACCGGAACGGAGAUUUCACCAGCGGCUACCUACUGGGCCGUUCGGCCUCCACCUCCGGGGUGCGGCACGCCGUGUUCCAUGCGCAGAGGCCGUGCAGCCACCCCCGGGACCCAGCCAGCCUGGCCUUGCAGCAUGUGCAACUCCCGGCCCCCGGGGGUCUCCUGCCGGCCUCCCGCGAAAGGGAUGGGAAGCUCCUGGAGGUGAUUGAGCGCAAGCGGUGCGUCUGCAAGGAGAUCAAGGCGCGCCACCGCCCGGAGCGCAGCCUCUGCAAGCAGGAGAGCAUGCCCAUCCUGCCCAGCUGGCGGAGGAACACGGAGAACCGCAAGUCCGGCACGCCGCCCUGCCGCCGCCAGCAGACAGUGCUCUGGGACACGGCCAUUUGACAGGCGGCGGGGGGGAGGAGGAGGAGGAACCGGUGCCUUGUGCUGGCCACGCCAAAGCCCACGCAUGGCGCAGGGCCAGACUGCUGGUGGCAUGCUGCCCCCGCCCUCCCCACGCUCCCUGGGGGAAGACCCACCAGAGACCGAGUCGUGGGCCAAUUGGGGCAUCGCUGUGGCUGGAGACUUUUGAUAAAGUGGGCAACGUUC
This is a messenger RNA of Anolis sagrei ordinatus, 3118 nucleotides long. Lineage: Eukaryota; Metazoa; Chordata; Lepidosauria; Squamata; Anolidae. The record is from RefSeq and is a predicted model, not a curated record.